AGCCACUCCAGGCGACAAGACGGGGCGUUUGUCCUGGGGGACCUGCCGUCACCCUUAGUGGUCCAGCAGCACCGUCUCAGCCUCACUGGCCAGAGCAGCUGCCCUGCAGGGGCCUUCAAGUCCUGGAGAGCUAUGUCAGAUGGACACCCGCUCCGGGAGCCAGUGUUCCGUCACCCCAGAAGCCAUACUCAACAAUGAAAAGCUGGUCUUGCCACCCCGCAUCUCCAGAGUGAACGGCUGGUCGUUACCCCUGCACUACUUCCAGGUGGUGACCUGGGCUGUCUUCGUGGGCCUUUCCUCGGCCACCUUCGGGAUCUUCAUUCCCCUCCUGCCUCACGCGUGGAAAUACAUUGCCUACGUGGUGACCGGGGGGAUCUUCUCCUUCCACCUCGUCGUCCACCUGAUUGCCUCCUGCAUCGACCCGGCUGACUCCAAAGUCAGACUCAUGAAGAACUAUUCUCAGCCCAUGCCCCUCUUCGACAGAUCAAAACAUGCACACGUGAUCCAGAAUCAGUUCUGCCACCUGUGCAAGGUCACUGUGCCUCAACACCCUCCCCCAGCCUCCCAUUCCCUGCUGGAUGCCCACUCCCCAGGCCACACAGGGCUGGUUCCUCCAAGGCACCUGGCUUCCAGUGAUGGACCUCUGGCCCUGCCCCAACCUGCGCACUUGGGGCCUGACAGGCAUUCCCCGAUUCAUCCCUCCAGGAACAAGAAAACCAAACACUGCAUUUCCUGCAAUAAGUGUGUGUCCGGCUUCGACCACCACUGCAAAUGGAUCAACAACUGCGUGGGAAGCCGGAAUUACUGGUUCUUCUUCAGCACUGUGGCCUCGGCCACAGCUGGCAUGCUCUGCCUGAUUGCCAUCCUGCUGUACGUCCUCGUCCAGUACCUCGUGAACCCCAGGGUGCUCCGCACGGACCCCAAGUAUGAAGAUGUCAAGAAUAUGAACACGUGGCUGCUGUUCCUCCCCCUGUUCCCGGUGCAGGUGCAGACCCUGAUAGUCGUGAUCAUCGGGAUGCUCGUGCUCCUGCUGGACUUCCUUGGCUUGGUGCACCUGGGCCAGCUGCUCAUCUUCCACAUCUACCUGAAGGCCAAGAAGAUGACCACCUUUGAGUAUCUCAUUAAUACCUGCAAAGAAGAGAGUUCAAAACAUCAAGCAGUGAGGAAAGAUCCAUACGUGCAAAUGGACAAAGGAUUUCUCCAGCAAGGAGACGGCGCCCUGGGCUCAUCUGCACAGGGAGUCAAGGCCAAGAGCUCCCUGCUGAUUCACAAGCACUUAUGUCACUUCUGCACUUCAGUAAACCAGGAUGGGGAUUCGACGGCACAGGAAGCAGAUGAUGCCCCGAGUACAUCUACACUUGGGUUUGAUCGGCCAGUGGCAAUAUCUUUGGAAACUUGCGUAUUUACCAGGUGUGUGCAUCCUGUUGUGUUGAUCCCUCUCCCCUCCCAGAAAAGUCAUUGUAGGCCCAAGUCGAUGAAGGGACAGAUUGUGAAAGAACAGACGCAGAGCAUGGAAUAACUGGCCAGGACUUAGUCAGUAUCUACUGAAACCUUGAAUAUCUUGGCUGUGUUAACUGUUUUGACCCAACAUGGAGCGAAAAUGUUGGUUGUACCUUGAGAUUCUGACAUCUGGUUGAAGUCCAGGGUCACUGGCCCAGGACAGGUCAUUCAGCUGUUUGAAAAAAAACAGAAGAGAGACCAGGCCAUCCACUGAGGUAAUCUCCAUGCAGCAUAGACCACUGGUUCCAAUGAACCCACCAUCACCAUACUUCUCAGGAAUCGCUGGUCACUAGACUGAGAGUUCUGUGAAAGCUGAGAUCAUAUCUUACUAAUCUCUGUGUUCAUGGUUCCCAGCUCAGGGUCUAGCACUGAGGGAGUUCUCAGGAGAGUGUUCAUCAAUUAUUGAAUAAAAGCAAUUGCAAACCUCC
Molecule: messenger RNA, 1928 nt
Organism: Pan troglodytes (chimpanzee)
Lineage: Eukaryota; Metazoa; Chordata; Mammalia; Primates; Hominidae
Product: palmitoyltransferase ZDHHC11
Exons: 13
Coding region: 140-1519 (459 amino acids)
Biological process (GO): protein targeting to membrane; peptidyl-L-cysteine S-palmitoylation
Cellular component (GO): endoplasmic reticulum; Golgi apparatus
Molecular function (GO): protein-cysteine S-palmitoyltransferase activity
Source: RefSeq, a predicted model, not a curated record